ACACAUUUCUGGUUGACUAGUCUACAAUAAUAAAUACUUGUGGUUGACUAAUCGUUAAUAAUACAACAAAUGUUCAUUUGGCACAUUGCAUAUUUGCAUGAUAAACAUCCAAUUUCCUAAAAUCUUCUAACCAAUUAAUUUCUUCUCAUCUUCUGCACACAUAUAUUUAGUGCGACUGUAAACACCCCAUUUAUUUCGGCACUCAGCAUUAGCUUCACAUAAUCACAUCUACUCCUAAGAUAAAUAUCAUAAAUUCAUUAAUUUAUCACUGUACUGUACUACUCCUAAAGUCCUAAUCGUGUAGUACACUCCAAUUUCCAUAAAUAACCAACAUUUAUCUUUUAUAUCACCCACAAAAAUUAUAAAAAAAUCCCAAAAUUACAUUUUCUAUGUACUACCAAAAUACAUCUACUACUUGUAGUACAUACAACAAAAACCUCCCCACUUUAUUCAAAUCACACUAAAUUAAAUUCAUUCUCCUCUUUUAGUCCUACCCUUCUCCUAAACACGAAACAAAUAUAAUUUAGUAAGAAAGUUAUCUUUUAUUUGAGAUUAAGUAGAGAUGGACCAUGGUUCGAUGAAUGGAAUGAACAUGGCACCAUCGUCGAAUUUAAAUUCGACGAUGGGUGCCAUGGGUCAUAAGAAGAUGAUGAUGCACAUGACAUUUUAUUGGGGAAAAAACGCUUUGAUUUUAUUCAAUGGAUGGCCUGGGACCCACACUGGCAUGUACGUUCUUUCUCUAAUAUUUGUAUUCUUAAUGGCUUUUUCUGUUGAGGGUUUCUCGCGUUCUCGCUUUGCUAAGGAUAAUGGACGAAACGUCGUCGUUUCGGGUGUUAUGCUUACGCUUCUUCAUACCGUACGAAUGGGGUUGGCUUACUUGAUUAUGCUUGCUGUUAUGUCGUUCAAUGCUGGGGUUUUUAUUGCUGCUAUUGCGGGUCAUGCUAUCGGGUUCUUCGUUUUCGGUACUGGGGUUUUUAUUAAGGGUUCUCAGGAUCCCGGGAAAACUUCGGAUCUUCCUCCCAUGAGUUGCUGACGAUUUAUCAUUGUCGAUUUUGUCAACAAAGGUAGACGAGAUUUGAUUUCAUAUCUUGAUUAUUAUAUGAAGUUAGAAUUUUUUUUUUUUUUUUUUAAGUUUGUUUUUAAAGAGUGCUCGUAGGUAAAGAAGGCUUGAAGGGCAUUUUGGCUAUCAAAAAUAAAAAAGGAAUGAAUUAUGAUUUUGGCUUUUCAAGAGUAAUUUAACUGUACUACGUAUUAUAUAAUCAUGAUUUGCAACAAUCAUACUUUAUACAUAAUCGUGAUUUGCAAUAAUUAUAUGC
This is a messenger RNA of Chenopodium quinoa (quinoa), 1316 nucleotides long. Its product is annotated as copper transporter 6-like. Bases 563 to 1033 code for a protein of 156 amino acids. The record is from RefSeq and is a predicted model, not a curated record. The transcript has a single exon. Gene Ontology annotation, cellular component: plasma membrane. NCBI's taxonomy places the organism in Eukaryota, Viridiplantae, Streptophyta, Magnoliopsida, Caryophyllales, Amaranthaceae. Gene Ontology annotation, biological process: copper ion transmembrane transport; intracellular copper ion homeostasis. Gene Ontology annotation, molecular function: copper ion transmembrane transporter activity.